CUGAAUGCCACAGCACAGCGCUGCAGCUGCUUCUGGAAUUGUGUCCCCUGAGGAUCUGUCCCCCUCAGGAGGGAUGGUGGAGCUCAUAUAGCCUUUGGCCUGAGCCCUUUACUGAGAGAAAAGGAGGCUGUUGCCAAGGACUCCAGGGGAGUGGAUUCUGCUCUGGUCCAGACCCAAGGCACCCAGCCCUCCUGGAGACAUUGUGUGAGCCGGGCUGGGCCUCCAGACACAGCCCCUGCUGCCCCACCCCAGCCAGGGUGGUGCUUGUGUGGGAAGGACUUUAAGUCCAGCUGCCAGACCCCUGAUCAGGAGAGGCAGAGAGGGCUGGCCACCAUGCACGGUUCCUGCAGCCCGUGGGUGAUGUUGCCGCCGCCACUGCUCCUCCUGCUGCUGCUGAUUGCCACUGGCCCCACCACAGCCCUCACAGAGGACGAGAAGCAAACUAUGGUGGAUCUUCACAACCAGUACCGUGCCCAGGUGUCCCCGCCAGCCUCAGAUAUGCUGCAGAUGAGGUGGGAUGACGAGCUGGCCGCCUUCGCCAAGGCCUACGCUCAGAAGUGCGUGUGGGGCCACAACAAAGAACGCGGGCGGCGCGGAGAGAACUUGUUUGCCAUCACGGACGAGGGCAUGGACGUGCCGCUGGCCGUGGGGAACUGGCACGAGGAGCAUGAGUAUUACAAUUUCAGCACGGCCACCUGCGAUCCGAACCAGAUGUGCGGCCACUACACUCAGGUAGUGUGGAGCAAGACUGAGAGAAUUGGCUGUGGCUCCCACUUCUGCGAGACGCUCCAGGGAGUGGAAGAAGCUAACAUCCAUUUGCUGGUGUGCAACUAUGAGCCUCCGGGGAACGUGAAGGGCCGUAAGCCCUACCAGGAGGGGACUCCUUGCUCCCAGUGCCCUCUUGGCUACAGCUGUGAGAACUCUCUCUGUGAGCCCAUGAGAAACCCGGAAAAGGCGCAGGAUUCGCCUCCAAGGGUGACCGAGGUCCCUUCCACCCGCGCAACUGAAGCCCCAAGCUCCAGGGAAACCGGUACUCCAUCCCUAGCAACCUCUGAGACUCUACAUUUCUCGGUAACAAAGGUCUCGGACUCCCUGGCAACCGAGUCCUCACCUGCAGUAGAAACAAAGGCACCAUCUUCCUUAGCAACCGAAGGCCCCUCCUCCAUGGCAACAGAGGCUCAGGCUUUUGUAACUGAGGUCCCCUUGGUUUCUGCAAGGCACAUGCAGCCCUCGGUGGAUGAAGGGCCAGUUAACUUCCUCACAUCAACACAUAUCCCUGUCCCCAAAUCUAUGGACGAAGAAGCCAGCAAGUCGAGCGCAACCUCCGUGAGCCCAAAGAAAUCGCUGUACCCCAAGAUGUCCCUGACAGAGUCAGGAGAGUCCGUACCCCAAAUCCAGGAGGAGGCUGAACCCAAGGACGAGUUGUCUGAGCCCGAGGCCAUAUUGCCCGAGGCAGAGGCCGCACCGACUGAGGCAGAGGUCGAGUUGCGGGAGCCCGAGGCUGAGUCUCCCAAGGCCGAGUCGCCAGAGGCAGAGGCUGAGUCGCCUCUUUCCAGUGAGGCUUUGGUCCCAGUUCUUCCAGCCCAGGAGCGUGGUGGGCAGAAGGCCUCACUGGAACACUCUGGCCACCCUGCCUCCCCAUCCCUGCCCACCUUCCCUAGUGCUUCGGGUAAUGCCACAGGUGGGCGCACCCUGGCCCUACAAUCAUCCUGGACAGGUGCUGAGAACCCCGAAAAGGCCGACUGGGAUUUGAAGAAUUCUGCUCACGUGUGGGGACCUUUCCUGGGACUGCUGCUGCCUUCCCUGCUGCUGUUGGCUGGCAUGGUCUGAGGGGGACACCCAAAGGCCUGGGAGAAGAGGUCAGCUGAUCAACUGCUGUGUCCUAUCCUAUCGCUCAAACAAGAUACCACCGCCUGGCCAAAGCCCGUCUGGAAGGGAAAGGCUGUGUGGUCCAGCCCAUCAGUAACUGCACACCAGGGCCCUCCCUUGCCCUUUACAGUGGAGUUCUACAGAGGACAUGAUUCUGGGGAUACUUGUCUGCUUCCCAGGGGAUGGAGGGGUGGGGUGGGGGAGGGGCUGUCUGCCUGCAGGCUCUAGGGCUCCCCAUCUCUGAGUGCCCAUGUAGCUUGGACAGCAGACCCUGAGGGCAGGUGAAGAACAAGCCCCAACGAAGUGGGGUUCUGUGGGUGGGGAGACAGGGAAUGGAGGCAGCCUUGACUCCUGAAUAAAGCCUGUCUGAGAGCCU
Messenger RNA from Mus musculus (house mouse), 2245 nucleotides. RefSeq names its product peptidase inhibitor 16 (gene Pi16). Lineage: Eukaryota; Metazoa; Chordata; Mammalia; Rodentia; Muridae. The coding region runs from base 334 to 1830 and encodes 498 amino acids. The record is from RefSeq and is marked validated. The transcript is spliced from 7 exons. Gene Ontology annotation, cellular component: extracellular region.